CAACACUAGACACGGACAACGAGACUGUGAGACCUGAUGGAUAACAAGACCUUCUUUUAAACAGAUCUGUUUCUCCAAACCACACAGAGAUUGGAAUACAGAAAUAAUUCCUGUUAUUCUACAAGUGAAGGAGCUACUUCAACAUGACUGAUACAGACACUUCUGGAAUGAUAAAUGAAGAUACUGAAGAUCACAGAGACCUAAUGGAACUGGAAGAAACAUCAGGAUCAUUACGGAAGCAAAAAAUACAAGAAGACAAAGGUUUUACUUGCUCUCAUUGUGGGAAAAGAUUUGAUAGCAAGGACACCUCACAACUCACAUGAGAAUCCAUAACAGAGAAAAGUCUGUCAUCUGUCCUCGAUGUGAAAAAUGCUUCCCAAACAAAGAAACACUUGCAAUUCACACUAAAGAGUGUCCACACACAUGUGCUCAGUGUGGAAAGAGUUACAAGAGCAAAAAUGGUCUUACAGCCCACAUGAUAAUUCACACAGGACAAAGCCCAUACACUUGUGUUCAGUGUGGAAAGUGUUUCGGACAGAAAUGCGAUCUGGAUUAUCACAUGAGAAUUCACACUGGAGAGCGCCCGUACACAUGUGCUGAGUGUGGAAAGAGUUUCACACAGAUAGGAAAUUUUAAAGUGCACAUGAGAAUUCACACUGGAGGGCGCUCGUACACGUGCAGUGAGUGCGGAAAGAGUUUCAUAGAGAAGUCUUAUCAUAAACUGCAUAUGAGAAUUCACACAGACGAGCGUCCAUACACUUGUCUUCAGUGUGGAAAAAGAUUCAUAUACAAAGAAAGUUUUGAAGCGCACAUGAGAAUUCACACUGGAGAGCGUCCGUAUAUGUGCAGUCUGUGCGGAAAGAGUUUCAGGGAGAAGAAAACUCAUAAACUGCACAUGAGGAUUCACACUGGAGAGCGCCCGUACACUUGUCCUCAGUGUGGAAAUGGUUUCAUACAUAUACAAAAUCUCACACAGCACAUGAGGAUGCACACUGGAGAGCGCCCGUACACUUGUCCUCAGUGUGGAAAGAGUUACACAAGCAAAUAUGGUCUUAAAGCCCACAUGGUAAUUCACACAGGACAAAGCCCAUACACUUGUCUUCUGUGUGGAAAGGGUUACGGACAUAAAUCCAGUCUGGAUUAUCACAUGAGAGUUCACAAUGGAGAGCGGCCGUACAUAUGUAUUGAUUGUGGAAAGAGUUUCACACAGAAAUGCACUCUUAAGUCCCACAUGACGAUUCACACUGAAAAAAUCCCACACGCAUGUGUUGAGUGUGGAAAACAAUUUAAAACGGAGGGAAGCCUUAAAAUUCACAUGAGACUUCAUCUUGAAGAAAGCCCAGAAAGCAAUAGAGCAGAUGAAAAACAUUGA
This is a messenger RNA of Triplophysa dalaica, 1372 nucleotides long. RefSeq names its product gastrula zinc finger protein XlCGF8.2DB-like. The coding region runs from base 320 to 1372 and encodes 350 amino acids. Gene Ontology annotation, biological process: regulation of transcription by RNA polymerase II. The record is from RefSeq and is a predicted model, not a curated record. Gene Ontology annotation, molecular function: RNA polymerase II cis-regulatory region sequence-specific DNA binding; DNA-binding transcription factor activity. NCBI's taxonomy places the organism in Eukaryota, Metazoa, Chordata, Actinopteri, Cypriniformes, Nemacheilidae. The transcript is spliced from 3 exons.